AUUUUCAGAUGUCGUUUAUGACCCCGGCUUUAGAUAGAAUUUCUAUCUAAUUUAAAAGCCGUGUCUGUGACCACAAUUAUUAUCGGUAACAAAUAACAAUCGGUUUCGGUAUCACUGUGUCCGAAGACAUAUAAUCUUCAGAUUCAGAUCGCGACUUCGCGUUCGUUGAUAAAAAAAAAAAAUACAACUGACAGCGCGUUACGAAUCUACGAUCGUCGUCGUCGAGAUUCGAGACGUCGAUCAACAUUUUUAAGUAUAACUUGAAUAUUAACUAAUUUCAAUUUUUUUUUAAUCUCGGGAAACUUGACACGCGAUCGGUAAAGAAUACACCGAUGACAGCUGUGAUUAUAUUUAUCGUUUUUAAAGUGGUUCGAUGAGAACGUAGGAAGUCUUCUGAAUCGCGAUGAGUAGAACUACGUAAGAUCUAUCGUACCGGCAACACCAACCGAGAGACUGAACACGCGAUAAAAUGUCAUACGAACAGACUGCUUGUGACGAUCUUAAAGCUUUUGAGCGGCGACUAACUGAGGUGAUUGCUUCCAUCAAGCCAAUAACAAAUCGAUGGCGAACAAUUUUAGCUAUUUCAACAUUAAGUGCUUCAAUAGGUGCCUAUUAUUGGUUAACAGAUCCACAAACUGCCAAAGUAUCAUUUGUUCAAUCGCUGUACAAUCAUUUAUUGUUCACCAUUUCAUCUAUGAUGCUUAUGAUAUUACUCAUAACUGGUGUACAUAAAAAAGUCAUAGCAACAUCGAUAAUAACGUCACGUGCAAGGCAAGUACUAGCUGAUUUUAAUAUGUCUUGUGAUGAUUCUGGGAAACUAAUACUUAGACCUAGGCCUCAACAGAAUACAUGAUGAUAAUAUCACAACAAUGGGAUGUUCUUUUUAUUUUAUUUUUAUUUUGUCGUUAAGAAUUACAUAACGAUUGUUUAUGAAUGACACUAUUGUAAUGAAUAAGAUUUAUCAUUUUGAGUUUUAAUGUAUCUAAUACAUUUAUGUGCAUAAUAUAAUUAAUGAUUAUUGAUGAAUUAUUAUUAUUAUUAUAUUAUAGAUAUUCAUUAUAUGAACUAAAUAAAUUUGUUUUACUUAUCUAAAAUAUAAAAAGAGUUCAAAAUAUAUUUAUCAGUUAUCAACAUCUAA
Molecule: messenger RNA, 1138 nt
Organism: Aphis gossypii (cotton aphid)
Lineage: Eukaryota; Metazoa; Arthropoda; Insecta; Hemiptera; Aphididae
Gene: Cnep1r2
Product: nuclear envelope phosphatase-regulatory subunit 1 homolog
Exons: 4
Coding region: 470-853 (127 amino acids)
Cellular component (GO): cytoplasm; Nem1-Spo7 phosphatase complex
Source: RefSeq, a predicted model, not a curated record